GUCAAUUAUAAAAAUAAAAUUAUUAAUAAUUAAUAUUUUUCUCCCAAGAUUAUCUUUCCUUUCCUUUUCUUUCGUAUCUCUGCGGGGAUCUGUUCUUCCCAAAAAAAUCAAGUUCUACAGCCUUCCAUAACUUUCCAAACCCAAACAAAAACAAAAUCUGAGUAUCAAUCUCUAGUCUCUAGACAUCAAUCCCGUAAGAACAUCAUAAAUCAAAACAAAAAGAAUCUCAUCAAACACACCGGCGAACUCGUCUCCAGCAUCCGUCGUCUUGCUGGUGAAAUCGGAUCCGUCGCGCACCAUGGUCGUGUCGAAGCAGAUGAGGUGCUCGAUUCUCCUUCCUUGUCGUGGCGCUCAAUUCUCCUUCGUUGUUGUCUGUCUAGGCCCUGGAUUUGAGACAUCGAGGAAGAAUCACGACCUGGCGGCGUUGAGGGAGAGAUGCGGCGGUGCGGGAUGGAUGGCGAGAGGACAAACUAAGGGUGGAAUAGGGAUUUCUAGGGGGCGAGUGCGUAGAUCGGGAGGAGUGCGGUGGUUAUAGGAGAGAAGGUGCAGUGGUUAUUGUCGACCGGGAAGGAAAGGAAGGCUCGCCGUUCGUCAUGGUCAGGAGCCGAGCAGUUGAUAUUGAUUUCGCCGUUCCUCCUCGACCGCAAAUCCCUAAUCCCUCCUCUGCAGCAGUUCGUCGCUUUCGAUUCCACCCAUCCCUAUUUCCUCCUCCACCAAAAAUCCCUAAUCUCUGGGUUGUCGGAGUUCGUCGACCCAACGCAACUAGUCGCCACCAAACCAAGACAUCUACUGGUCGAAGAGGGAUCAGAGAAAGAUGAGGGAGAAGAUUAAGAGAGAGCAGCGGGGAAGAUGGGAUAAGAGAUUAUGAUGGAGAUUAAGAAGGAAUAAGGGAUACAGGGGGGAUUUAUUUUCUUUUAUUUUUUGUAUGCUUUCUUUUUUCUUUGUGUAUUUUAUUUUUUAUUUUUUAAAGUUAAAUCCACAUCGCAAUGUACCGACGCCACGUCAGCGUUUCUGUUAGUCCAGUCAUCGUGUUAGAUGACGCCGUUAAAGUAUUGGACGAAAUUGGCUAUUUUGUGUAUUUUUUCAAAAGUGGCUAUUAUUGACAAAAACAUGAAAGUUAUGGCUAUACAAGUGUAUUUUGCCUUUCUUUUUCCUGUUCUUCCUCUGUUCUCUUCUCUCACUUCUCUCUGAGCUAGCGAGAGAGAGAUUCUUCUUCUCUGUGCAUUACACUUCCAGCCAAGCCACAACAACACCAAAGCGCAUUCCUCGUGACCAACUCUUCCUUCUCCCCUCACUCUCUCUGUUUCAGACAACACAACCCUCGCUGUUCUGAUUUCCGUUGCCUUUUCCCCUGCUUUGAGCUGGUUACCAGCAGAGCAGAGUUUGUUCUUUCACUGUCGGCCACGCCGUCGGUUGGAGAAGAAGAAAGGGAUGACGUCCGACGGGGCGACGUCGGCGGCGGCGGCAGCAGCUGCGGCGGCGGCGGCGAGGAGGAAGCCGUCCUGGAGGGAGAGAGAGAACAACAGGAGGAGAGAGCGGCGGCGAAGGGCAAUCGCCGCGAAGAUCUUCACUGGGCUCAGGGCACAAGGGAACUUCAAUUUGCCCAAGCACUGCGACAACAAUGAGGUCUUGAAGGCUCUCUGCCAGGAAGCUGGAUGGGUCGUUGAAGAAGACGGCACGACUUAUCGCAAGGGAUGCAGGCCUCCGCCACUUGACAUAGUAGGAACUUCAACGAGAGUAACUCCGUACUCAUCUCAAAACCCAAGUCCAAUGUCAUCUUCAUUCCCAAGCCCCAUUCCAUCCUACCAAGUCAGCCCUUCAUCUUCAUCCUUCCCAAGUCCAACCAGAACCGAAAACAACAACCACCCACCAUCUUCCUCCUCCAUGUUCCCUUUCCUAAGAAACUCCAUUCCUUCAUCUCUCCCGCCACUCCGAAUCUCCAACAGCGCCCCGGUCACCCCACCACUGUCCUCCCCGACUUCCCGAAACCCCAAGCCUACGAUCCCCACCUGGGAGUCCAUCAUGGCAAGGCAAUCCAUGGCAUCAUCAUUCAGCUACCCGUUCUAUGCUGCCUCUGCACCAGCCAGCCCGACUCAUCGGCAGUUCCAUGCUGCCCCGCCGGCUACUAUACCCGAGUGUGAUGAAGUGUCCGAUACUUCCACGGUUGAAUCGGGGCAAUGGAUCAGCUUCCAGAAGUUUGCCCCUGCCUUGGCUGCUGCAAUGCCAACAUCACCAACUUACAACCUCGUGAAGCCGCCGGUGGUCCAGCAGAGUCUUUCUCACGACACGAUCAUGGUCGAGAACGGGAGGGCGAUGAUGGAGUUCGAGUUUGGGAAUGGCGAGCAGGUGAAGCCUUGGGAAGGUGAGAGGAUCACUGAGGUAGGGUUGGAUGAUCUUGAGCUCACUCUUGGGAAUGGGAAAGCCAGAGGUUAAGUGAAAGAUAAAAUGCAUGUUGUCUCAGUUCUUGAUUUCCAAAGAGGAUAACAACUUCAAUACAGAGAGAGACCUACGAAGAACAAAUGCAUCAUACUCGGGAACCAAAUCCUUGGGGAGGUUCUGAUUGAAGAACUGAACUUUUCUUAUCUAUGAGUUUCUUCUUCUCCAUGGUUUACAUCUAGUUUCCUGUCUUCUGGUUUAGUGCUUUUUCUUCCUCUUUUUAUCGUUUUUGAUGGUGAUGGAAUUGGUUUGGGGAUUAUCUAAAUCUUUAUUACAAGCAUAUUACUUGUAGAUAUUGUGGGUUGGGGAAAUUACAAUGAAUCUAUGAUGAUCAUGGUGGGGGAAAUUGGAGGAGUUACUGUUACUCCCUCUCUUUGUAGACAUUUUUUUUUUUACUUUGUAGACUGAUGAAUCCAGAAAUGAGGAGAAAAAAAGAACAACCCUUUCGAUGAUAUUGUGAGAUGAUUAGUUUGCCGUUGCUGUUCUUGAUUACCUUUAGCUUCAUUUCUCUGUGCCACAAAUUUUGUUGUUGAGGAUGACGGUGUUGCUGUUGCUAUUUCCUUGUCAUGUUCUUCAUUAUAAUGAUAUGAUAGUUUUCCACCUUUCUGUUUCAUGCUGAUAAGCUCCUGAUGUCACUCGAUCCAAGUUGCCAAUUGGAAGAAAACUGCUUCAUUGGUUUGUUCUGAAUUGGUUUAAAAAAUGUUAGGCACCGUCAGCUAUUAGUUUGUUUACAAAUCUGUAGCAAACAGCUUCAUCUUAGCUUGAUCUGACAGUAGCAUACACCUGUUCAUCAAGCAAACAGCACCAUUUUCUAACUCCUAAAUUGAACACCUUAGCUAUAUUAUGAUGGAAGAAUCUUUCAUCAGCCCAUGAACAUGCCUGAUUGGUGUUUAAGUUUAACCCAAGUACUGUGAAAUCGUAUCGGAGGUAGAGUAAUUUGUGUUGAAACCGUGGUUCAACCGUUUCAUAAUGUUAAAAAUCACCUACCGGUUUAGUCUCCAGCAGGAUGCUUUUACUGUUGAACUGCAAACACGGUUUCACGAACAUUGGUUUAACCUACGUUGUAUGGCUACUCCGACGAAUGCUUGACAACUUGAUCAUCUGAGCGAGUUAUUCAGUCACACAAUCGUACUAGUACAAUCUAUAUAUGAAGCUCACAGGGCGUUUGCGAGAACGUGCUCAAAUGAACGCCCAGCAUCCGCCAGAUCGAACACUCAGCAGUCUUCCAGUUGUCAUUGUGGGAUCGAAAGAGCAUGAUGUGAUACCUCUCCAUCAAACAUCGAUGGAUUGGCUAGGAGAGGAAGUACAGAGAACUGGGGAAUAGUAGGCUGACAGAGGCCACGUUCAUUCAUGGUGAAGAAGGACACACAUUCAAUGCUGAGAAUGGAGUUGAAGGGAAGCUCGUAGGUGUUGUUAUAUUAAAGACGAUGGGGUUGU
Molecule: messenger RNA, 3873 nt
Organism: Linum trigynum
Lineage: Eukaryota; Viridiplantae; Streptophyta; Magnoliopsida; Malpighiales; Linaceae
Source: the annotation of a GenBank genome assembly